Messenger RNA from Thamnophis sirtalis, 508 nucleotides. The record is from RefSeq and is a predicted model, not a curated record. NCBI's taxonomy places the organism in Eukaryota, Metazoa, Chordata, Lepidosauria, Squamata, Natricidae.
GUUGAUCGGUACCUGUACCAGAUGCGUCUUUCUGAUGAUACGCUCCAUGAUGUGAUGACUCGCUUCCAAGCAGAGAUGGUGAAAGGUUUAGGAAGAGAUACCAAUCCAACGGCUGCAGUGAAAAUGCUACCAACGUUUGUGAGGUCACUUCCUGAUGGCUCAGAAAAAGGAGAAUUCCUCGCUUUGGACCUGGGUGGUUCCAAAUUUAAAGUCCUACACGUUAAAGUAGCUGAAGAAGGAAAACAACAUGUACAAAUGGAGAGUCAGUUCUAUCCAACACCUAAAGAAAUCAUACAGGGAAGUGGAACAGAUGGAGUCCUUUUUUCAUGGACAAAACAUUUCAAAGUCCGAGGGGUACAACAGACGGAUGUGGUGAGCAAUCUGUGCAAAGCCCUCAGAAAGCACAAGGACAUUGAUAUAGAAGUUUUGGCAUUGGUCAAUGAUACAGUGGGAACCAUGAUGACCUGUGGAUAUGAUGACCAGCGAUGUGAAGUUGGUGUCAUUAUUG